AAAUGAAUAAAUAACCGUUUGAAUGUUACGGUUCCACAUGCUUCAGGUUUCAUUACCACACCUCUACAACUGUUAAAGGAAAUGGUCAAAUAUAACAACUGUGCUCAUAUAUGCAGGUCAUGAUUCACAAAUUAGCCUCGUUUUCCACGCGUCACUGCUUCGUAUUUUAGUACACGUAAUGUGUGUCGGGUGUAAUUUUUCUGUUUGUCUGAUCUGAGGUCAGUUUUGGUUUUCUGAACGUACGCUGCAGAGGUUAAAGCAGAUCCGACCCCAGAUCAGACGUGGAAAAGCUUCAGAAAGAGGAAGUGAAGCAAACAAAUGUGUGUUAGACUCUCUUAGACUGUGUGAAAGAACACAAGGACGAACGACUGUUUUCAUCCAGGCCAGAACCACAAAAACAAAAAAAGAUGUCAUGCCUCAAGUGCCUAAAAUACACCAUGUGUGUGGUGAACUUCAUCUUCUUCCUUUGCGGAGCUGCUAUAUUUGGAUUGGGGAUCUACAUGAGCACCACGUUCAAGUAUCUGUCCCUCUUCCCGUCGUUGUCAGCCAUGAACCUGGCCAACGGGCUCUACAUCAUCGGCAUAUUCGUCACCUGUGUGUCCUUCCUGGGUUUUCUGGGGGCCCUUAAGGAAAACCGCUGCCUCUUGAUUUCUUUUUUCAUCCUCUUGUUCCUGCUGAUGUUGGCUGAGCUGACGGUGGCUUGUCUCCUGCUCUUGUAUGAGAAUGAAAUUGACAGUUUCAUUGAAACAGAACUGAAGGACAGCCUGAAAAAAGUCAAAACAGAAGGAGGAGGAGGAGUUAACACAACCAUCGACUGGAACGUCAUUCAGAAAACUUUUGAUUGCUGUGGUGUAAACAACGCAUCCGACUGGGAAACGUUGCCGAGUUCAUGUAAACUCGCGCAGACGGGCUGCUAUUCAAAAUUAAAGAACGCGAUUGAAAACAACCUUCUCGGAACUGGAAUCACAGUCAUCAUCAUAUGCAGCAUUGAGGUUUUGGGUAUGUGCUUCUCCAUGACUCUGUUCUGCCACAUUACCAAAUCUGGACUAGGCUACAAAUGAUCGGCUAUGACACUUUUCUCACAAUGCAAAAGAGAGACAGUCCGAAGAGUCGGCUUCCAUUCAUUUUCUUUAUACUUUCAUUGUUGAAAUUUGACACUUGUCUAGAUUACUAUCCUGACAUAUAUUAUAUGAACGUGAUACAUGUGUACUGGUACACAGCUUCAUUAAUGCAUAUGUUUUUAUAUGUUCUGUCAAACAAAAAUGGCAUUUCCAGAAAUUGUACAGAAAAAGCAUAUGUGAUUGGAUAAAUGGUAGUGUAAUGACAGAAUGCUGCCUUAAAACUUGAUAAUAUAUUGCAAUAUCAGGCUGGACCACAAUUGUAUUAUUUUUCUUUUUAAUGAAAUGCCAAAUGUUUAAUUUAGCUUUGCUUUUUUAAAUGAACUUUAACGCAAUGUUUAAAUGAGAAAUUGAGACAUCAUCACAUGUAGUCUUAUAUAGAGGAACUAUUAUGAGAGCGAUUAUCAGUUUCAGUGCUGAAGUGUUGAAGGGAAAACCCCCUUACAUGACCAAAAGUCCACACAUGGAUAGAAAUAUCUAUCUAAUUCCCCCAAAUUCCCAUAUAUUUACUUCUAGGCAUUUUUUAAAUCUUAAAUAUCAGUAAUUAAUCAGAGCUUGCUAAUGUACAGAUCAUGAUGUUGUACUGUUUAUUUAAUUUUUUUUCCUAUAACCAUGAAUUAUAUUUAAGUUUAGCUUUUGACAUUAAUUAUUUGUGUCCUUUCCUGCAUCAAAUCUAAGAUUGCUGUCCUAACUGCUGUAACUUGUGUCUAAUGGUGUCUAAUAAACUUCUUGGGUGAAAA
Hemibagrus wyckioides is the source of this 1858-nucleotide messenger RNA. RefSeq names its product leukocyte surface antigen CD53. The transcript is spliced from 8 exons. Gene Ontology annotation, cellular component: membrane. Lineage: Eukaryota; Metazoa; Chordata; Actinopteri; Siluriformes; Bagridae. The record is from RefSeq and is a predicted model, not a curated record. Bases 408 to 1061 code for a protein of 217 amino acids.